Messenger RNA from Miscanthus lutarioriparius, 3429 nucleotides. The record is from the annotation of a GenBank genome assembly. NCBI's taxonomy places the organism in Eukaryota, Viridiplantae, Streptophyta, Magnoliopsida, Poales, Poaceae.
AUGGAGAACCUCCACCUCGCCAUCGCCCACCGCCCGCCUCUGCCAGUACCGGCGGCGGGCCACCUCCGCCGCCGCCACCGCCACCGCCACCUCCACCUCCACCACCUCCCCGGCCCACUCUCCCUUUCCUCCCCGCAUCAUCAUCGCCUUUCUCCCACCCUUCGCCGCCACCUCCGCCUGCCUCUUCGCGUCUCCCAAACCCCUGAUGCUAACCCCGAGCCCGAGCCUGAGCCCGAGUCCACUGGUGCGAAGCCAGUGCCGCUCGUCAUCUCCAUCGCCGUCGGCCUCGCCGUGCGGUUCCUCGCGCCGCGGCCCGUCGAGAUGAGCCCGCAGGCGUGGCAGCUCCUCUCCAUCUUCCUCUCCACCAUCGCGGGGCUGGUGCUUGGCCCGCUCCCCGUCGGCGCGUGGGCCUUCCUCGGGCUCACCGCCGCCGUCGCCACUCGCACGCUCCCCUUCGCCGCCGCCUUCUCCGCCUUCACCAACGAGGUCAUCUGGCUCAUCGUCAUCUCCUUCUUCUUCGCGCGCGGGUUCGUCAAGACGGGCCUCGGGGACCGAAUCGCCACCUACUUCGUCAAGUGGCUCGGGAGCAGCACGCUGGGCCUGUCCUACGGGCUCACCAUCAGCGAGGCCUGCAUCGCGCCGGCCAUGCCCAGCACCACGGCGAGGGCCGGAGGCGUGUUCCUGCCCAUCAUCAAGUCGCUCUCGCUGUCGGCUGAGAGCAAGCCCAACCAUCCAUCGUCACGGAAGCUUGGGUCCUAUCUUGUGAUGACGCAAUUCCAGGCAAGUGGCAACUCGAGUGCUUUAUUCCUCACUGCUGCAGCACAAAACCUGUUGUGCUUGAAGCUAGCAGAGGAGCUUGGUGUAAUCAUCUCAAAUCCAUGGGUAUCAUGGUUCAAAGCUGCUAGUUUGCCAGCUCUUGUUUCUCUGCUAGCAACACCAUAUUUGCUGUACAAAAUCUUUCCCCCUGAAACAAAGGACACCCCUGAUGCCCCAGCACUGGCUGAAGAGAAACUGAAGCGCAUGGGCCCUGUGACUAAAAGCGAAUGGGUUAUGAUUGGCACAAUGAUUCUUGCAGUCUCCUUAUGGGUUUUUGGGGAUGCUAUUGGUGUGUCUAGUGUUGUGGCUGCAAUGCUUGGGCUCUCCAUUCUUCUCCUUCUGGGUGUGCUAGACUGGGAUGAUUGCUUGAAUGAGAAAUCAGCAUGGGAUACAUUGGCUUGGUUUGCGGUUCUGGUUGGAAUGGCAGCACAACUCACUAACCUGGGAAUUGUUUCAUGGAUGUCAAGCUGUGUUGCCAAGCUGCUUCAGUCGUUCUCGUUGAGUUGGCCAGUGGCAUUUUGUGUUCUUGAGGCCUCCUACUUUCUGAUCCACUACCUAUUUGCAAGCCAAACUGGACAUGUUGGAGCCUUAUACUCUGCAUUUCUGGCUAUGCAUAUAGCGGCCGGUGUUCCUCAUGCGCUGUCAGCACUUGCUUUGGCAUUUAACACAAAUCUGUUCGGUGCAAUCACUCAUUAUAGUAGUGGGCAAGCUGCAGUAUACUUUGGAGCCGGGUAUAUUGAGCUUCCAGAUGUUUUCAGGCUGGGUUUUAUAACAGCCUUGAUUAACACGUUAACCUGGGGAGUUGUUGGAACCAUUUGGAUGUCGACAGAACAAGGUGUUUCUGCACCAGAUGCAACAGGCACUGAGGCAACUAAUCUCCUGAAAAGGAACUCAGAUGAUGUUGGAUGGGAGUAUGGUGUUCUUGUUGAUGCUAGCAACAAGGACAAGGUGAAGUGCAAGCUCUGUGACAAGGAGAUGAGAGGAGGGAUUCAUAGGUUGAAGGAGCAUUUGGCUCAUGAAGGAAAGAAUGUGAAGAAAUGCACAGCAAGAACACCACAGGCUAUGGAGGCUAAAGAGAAGGUUGGAACAGAUUCAGAUGAAGUUACAUGUGUUGGAAGUUCAGAGCCCCACAAAUUAGGACCCAUUGACAAAUGGACACGUGCUAUUGAUCCUAAAGCUACCAAGUCUGAUUCUUUGAAGCAACAACAGCUGAACAAGGAACUUUGGAAAGAAAGAACCAAUGAGGUGCAUAAGUACAUUGCAAAAUGGGCCUAUACACAUGGAAUUGCUUUCAAUGCAUGUGAUAAUGAUGAGUUCAAGCAAAUGUGCGAAGCAAUUGGACAGUUUGGUCCAAGACUUGUACCUCCAACUCAGGAUGCACUGCGAGGGAAGUUGCUGGAAGAAGGAUAUGAAAGAACCAAGAGUUUGCUGCAGGAGCGUGAAGCCGAUAAGAUGAAAAAUGGAUGUUCUAUUAUGACUGAUGCUUGGUCAGAUAGGAAGAGGAGAAGCAUAAUGAAUCUGUGCACCAAUUGUGCUGAUGGAACCUCCUUCAUCAGCUCUAAGGAGAUGUCACAUGUCUCACAUACCAGUGAAAUCAUCUUUGAUCUUGUGGACAAAGCAAUUGAAGAGAUUGGUCCAGACAAUGUGGUGCAAGUAGUGACUGACAAUGCCUCUAACAACAUGGGAGCAAAGAGGCUAUUGGAAGAGAAGAGACCACACAUAUUUUGGACCUCUUGUGCAGCUCACACAAUCAACCUUAUGCUCCAAGGAAUUGGCAACUUGACUCGGUUCAAGAAAGUGGUUGACCAAGCAAAGGCAUUUACCAUAUUUGUCUAUGGCCACACAAGGACAUUGGAGUACUUGAGAUACUUCACAGAGGGGAAAGAGGUAGUGAGGCCAGGAGUGACUAGGUUUGCUUCAAACUUUCUCACUUUGAGUAGCAUGCAAGAGAAGAAGGACCAGUUAAGGAAGAUGGUGGUUCAUAGUAGGUGGGACUCAUUGAAGGAUGUGAAAUCAAAGAAAGGAAAAGAGGCAACUGCAACUAUAUUGAGUCCAAGCUUUUGGAAGGAUGUGAAGCUAACAUUGACUGUUUUUGAGCCAUUGGUCAAAGUCCUCCGUUUGGUUGAUGGGGAUGUGAGGCCAUCCAUGGGUUUCCUUUAUGGACAACUACUAAAGGUAAAGAGACAGAUCAAAGAGGCCUUUGGAAAUGUUGAGGCUCGGUUCAAGGAUGUAAUAGCUGUUAUUGACAAGAAGAUGAAUGGAAGACUUGAUUCUCCAUUGCAUUUGACAGCCUAUUUGCUGAAUCCUCACUAUAGCUAUAGUGACCCAUCAAUCUUUGAUCAGCCCAAAAUAUCAGAAGGGUUUAUAUCUUGUGUUGAGAAAUUUUUUUAUCAUGAUGAGGACAUGCAGCAUAUGGCUGCCAACAUUGAACUAAAGAAGUUUCAGAAUAGAGAAGGACCCUUUAGCAAGAAGCUUGCUAGGAAUUUUGAAAACUUUGAUUACAACCCAGCAUCAUGGUGGAGACUGUAUGGAUAUGAAACACCAGCUUUACAGAAGAUGGCUACAAGGAUCCUAUCUUUGACAUCAAGCUCUUCUGGUUGUGAAAGAAAUUAG